AUGGGGCUCGAGGAUGCAAUCAACAGGAGUCUGGACAGAAGGCGAUCUUCAUCGACAAUCCGAUCGUUAACAACCAACAACCAAAAUGCCGUAGACUUUUCGUCCAACGACUUCCUGUCAUUAGCGACAAAUCAAGAAUUACGACAAUCAUUCAUCAACGAGCUAAAAAAUGGACCGACCAACACAGGCAGCGGAGGCUCACGAUUACUCGACGGCAACUCGACAUUUGCCGAAAAGCUCGAAAGGGAGAUUGCCAGUUUCCACAACGCACCGUCUGGCCUGCUCUGCAACUCCGGCUUCGAUGCGAAUGUCGGUCUUUGGUCGUGCCUUCCACAGUCGGGAGAUGUCAUUGUCUAUGACGAGCUCAUCCAUGCAAGCGUGCAUGAUGGUAUGAAGCUAUCGCGGGCGCGAAAGCGGGUCGCCUUCGCGCACAACGAUCCGUCUGCGCUGAGGGACGUACUCCGAGAAAUUGUUCGUGACGAUAUCCAGGUUCUAAAGGGCAGGCGCAACGUCUUCAUCGCCGUUGAGACCGUCUACAGCAUGGAUGGUGAUGUAGCGCCGCUCCGGGAGAUCGUUCGCUUAAUCAAGCAGCUGCUACCGGCUGGGAACGGCCACCUGAUUGUCGACGAGGCGCAUUCAACCGGCCUGUAUGGAUCGUUCGGCAAAGGUCUGGUCUGUCAGCUUGGCCUUGAGCGGGACAUGACGGUCAGACUACAUACCUUCGGCAAAGCCAUGGCGUGCAACGGUGCGAUUUUGCUCUGCAGUCCGACGAUCCGUGAGUAUCUGAUCAACUAUGCUCGGCCCUUGAUUUACACAACAUUCAUGUCGUACCCGGCUCUGGCGGCUAUCAAAGCGUCGUACAGCUUUCUCAUGGAAGGGAAGGCGGAACCCUUGUCACGGAGUCUGUGGCAGUUAAUCCACAUGUUACAUCAGAGGUUGCUCACCUUGCAGAGUUCACUGGUAGACAUGAACAGCCCGGAGAGCAGUAUGUGUGCACCACUGCGAGUGCCGCAAGACUGUCCGGAAUCGCCAAUAUUUGCCGUGCUGUCAUCCGAGCCGAAAGCGCUUGCGGCUUACUGCCAACGCAAAGGCUUCACCGUGCGAGGCAUCGUGCCGCCGACGGUUCCUGUAGGAACUGAGCGUAUUCGAAUAUGUCUUCAUGCUGGCAACACCGUGCAGCAAGUCGAUGGCCUUGUGAGCGCGAUUCGGGAUUGGGUUGAGUUGCGCAGGGGAGGUGGCGCGCCAGCUAACGACAACGUGCGCCCAAUGCUGUAG
Messenger RNA from Baudoinia panamericana UAMH 10762, 1275 nucleotides. RefSeq lists its product as uncharacterized. Bases 1 to 1275 code for a protein of 424 amino acids. Gene Ontology annotation, molecular function: pyridoxal phosphate binding. Lineage: Eukaryota; Fungi; Ascomycota; Dothideomycetes; Mycosphaerellales; Teratosphaeriaceae. Gene Ontology annotation, biological process: biosynthetic process. The record is from RefSeq and is a predicted model, not a curated record. The transcript has a single exon.